GCAAUCGUAGCCUACGAAUACUAGUGCUAAAUUUAGCUACGGGGUAGGGAGUCUUUAUACCAUAGCGUCUACUAUAUUUUACUCCACCGGGUAUGCUCAAUUACAGAGGUGGUAUGCUUGAUAAUAUCUCCCAAAUUAAUUAAUCCUUCCACGCAAUCUUCGUGAUUUGGUUGCUUCUGAUCAGGCAGAAUUUCUCUAUUUUGCAUUUGGCUAGGCACUGGAAGAGGACUUGUCUUGAUAGAUUGGUCGUGUGUCAAGGCGCUGGUCUAACCGAAUGCCAGUGCGUGCUGCCUGCCUGGCCCGCAUGACGUUGCUGGCGACCUCCCACAGCUCCAACUCCCAUCUCCAAGUCCUCGGCUUCCUUCGCACCUCAACCAGCCUCUCGUCUCUCACUACCGCGGCGGCCACGGCGGACCAUCCAACAAGAUGGCCCUCGAACUCCCCGACGGCUUUGCAGCCGCCAACGCCGCCGGCUUUGCAGCCGCCAACGCCGCCGGCUCUGCUCCCAAUGGAAAUGCCAACCUCACCCACGAGCUCCCCAUCUUCACAAUUGAGCGCGUCCAGCUGGCUUUCAGCAUCGCGGCGGACUUUGCCGCCGCCGAAGUAGCAAACAACGUGAUCAUCCUUGCCCUGUCCAAUGGUCGGAUACUCAGGAUCGACCUCACGCGACCAGAGGAUAUCGACGACAUAGACCUCCCGAAAAAGGGCGCCCACACGGGUAUUCGACGCAUGUUUCUCGAUCCAACAGCUUCCCAUCUCAUCAUUUGUGCCGCCAACGGGGAGAAUUACUAUCUCCACUCUCAAUCGCGACAGGUCCGCCCGCUCAGUCGACUACGGGGCGUCAUCAUCGAAAGCGUGGCAUGGAACCCCUCCCUCCCUACAGCGUCGACACGAGAGAUCCUGAUUGGUGCCACCGAUGGUCAUAUUUACGAGGCGUUUAUCGAAACAUCGAACGAGUUCUACAAGAAGGAAGUGAAGCACCUCAAGAACCUGCAUCGUCUGCCAGACGGGCCGAUCACUGGACUGUGGGUGGACGACCUGAAAGGCAAGACUGAUAUGAGGAGAGUGGUGAUAGGCACCAACACGCGACUGUUUCACUUGGUGGGCAAAAUCGGACACAGUCAUGACGGCAGUGGCUCUGUAUAUACCAAGCUGUUCGAGUCGGAACAGCCAGUUGUCCAUGAGUUGUCACGAGCAACGCAAAAUGCGGCGCCUUCAGUCGUCGUCUCGCCAGACCCCCCGCAGGAAGAAGGCCAUCGGCAGCAUGAACUUCCCGAGAGAGCAUACGCAUGGCUGAGUUCCUUGGGAGUCUUCCACGGAAAGCUGCUCGACACACCAGCGGAUAGCAACCUUGGCGCAAAAGUCUUCUCUGAGUCGAGAAUGAUACAAAAAGCGCAGAUCGUGUCACCUGAGAGCGGCGGAAGGAGGAGGGCUACGACGGAGACUAUCGACGCCAUUGCCUUGACCCAGUGGCAUAUUGUGAGCUUGAUAGGCGGGCGCGUGGUCACCACGAAUCGCUUGACUGGACAGGUGGUCUCCGAGCACGACGUACUGGGUCCCGGUCAAAAGGCAGUUGGUUUCUCGGUCGACCUCCAGAAGAACACCUUCUGGCUGUUUACUUCGGAGGAGAUCUUUGAGAUUGUGGUCCGUGACGAAGACCGGAAUAUUUGGGAGAUCAUGAUGCAACAGCAGCAGUUUGAGCCAGCACUGGAGCAUGCACACACGCAAUCGCAAAAGGAAACAGUGGCUGCCGCAUACGGUGACCACCUUGCCACCAAGGGGCAUUGGAACGAGGCAGCUGUCGUUUACGGGCGCAGUAGCAAACCAUUCGAAGACAUCGCAUUGAGCAUCAUUGACAACAACCAACCGGACGCCUUGCGGAAAUUCCUACAAACAAAAUUGGCAUCAACAAGCAAAUCUGCCAUUAUGCAGCGUAUCAUGCUCGCGAGCUGGCUAGUUGAGGUCUUUAUGGCCAAGCUCAACUCGCUCGACGACACCAUUAUCACACAAGCCGAAUUAUCAGAGAACCUGAACCCAGCCGACUCACGGAAACUUUUGAUUUCAAUCAAGCGCGAAUACCAAGAUUUCAUCAAUCGAUACAAAAACGACCUCGACCAGAAGACGGUGUACGAUGUCAUUAGCAGCCACGGCAGGGAGGAGGAGCUGCUGUAUUUUGCCAACGCGAUCAACGACUACAACUACGAGCUAGCAUACUGGGUGCAGCGAGAGCGUUGGAACGAUGUCCUCAAUGUCUUGAAGAAACAGACAGACCCUGACGUGUUUUACCGCUAUAGCAGUGUAUUGAUGACACACGUCCCCCAAGAGAUGGUCGAUAUCCUCAUGAGACACUCAGACCUGAAGCCACGAAGCCUCAUACCAGCUCUUCUCGAAUACAACCGGGCUUUCUCAGGGGGCCCAAACUCUCAAAAUCAGGCCAUACGAUACCUCAACUACGUGGUUUACCAGCUUAACUCCAAGGACGCAGCUGUGCACAACACACUCGUCUCGAUCUAUGCCUCACAUCCUGCCAAAGAUGAAUCAGGCCUGCUUUCGUACUUACAAGCACAGGGGGACGAACCACGUUAUGACCCUGACUUUGCUUUGCGGCUUUGCAUUCAACAUCACCGCACACUGUCCUGCGUCCACAUCUAUACUAGCAUGGGCCAGUUCCUGCAAGCAGUCGACCUCGCUCUCUCCCACAACGAGGUUGAGCUUGCAGCCGUGAUUGCCGACCGGCCAAUGUCGAACCCCCAACUGCGGAAGAGGCUAUGGCUAGCAGUAGCACGAAAGGUCAUCUCGCAAUCCAAUGGAAUCAAGACAGCGAUCGACUUCCUCAAGCGAUGCGAUCUUCUCAAGAUUGAGGAUCUGAUUCCCUUCUUCCCAGACUUCGUCGUCAUUGACGAUUUCAAGGAGGAGAUUUGCGGCGCGCUCGAGGACUACUCGCGUAAUAUUGACAACCUGAAAAAGGAGAUGGAUGAGUCAUCGCAAACAGCGACGAAUAUCAAAGUCGACAUUGCGGCGCUGGAUCAUCGAUACGCUAUUGUCGAACCCGGGGAGAAGUGCUACGCAUGUGGUCUGCCACUGCUGAGCCGGCAAUUCUUCGUAUUCCCCUGCCAGCACUCCUUCCACUCAGACUGCCUGGGCAGGAAGGUGCUAGAGCAGUCUGGCGUGGGAAAGUCGUCCAAGAUUAAGGACCUGCAACUGCAAAUUCAUAGGGGGCUUGUGAGCGGGCCAAAGAGGGAUGCUGUGGUCGCAGAGCUGGACUCCCUCGUGGCAUCAGCGUGUAUUCUUUGCAGCGAUUUUGCCAUCAAGAGGAUUGAUGAGCCAUUUAUUACCAAGGAUGAUCGUCCAGAGGAGUGGGCAUUAUAAAGGACUUGAAGAAAGAGACAUGCAGACAUGUCAAUACAGAGAUACCCAACAACCAGCAAUGCAGCCCCGUUGGCACCUGCAUCGGCCAAGGACUACUUGUGAAGUCAGCUUGAACAACCUUGAAAGGUUCAGGCAGGUUGCCGUGACCAUCUCGUACGGCACCAGCACUUCAGCCAGGAUACACACCAAUGAGCAGUUUCGGCCGCUAUGCGCUUCCUCGGACUCGCUCGCUGUCAAUGGCAGGUCCUGGUGUUCACGCGAAUCCGGCAAAUGGGCGGGGAACACCUAUCGACUGAGCCGACCCUGAUCACUAUGCCGCGGAAUCCUUAGCGCA
Molecule: messenger RNA, 3703 nt
Organism: Emericellopsis atlantica
Lineage: Eukaryota; Fungi; Ascomycota; Sordariomycetes; Hypocreales; Bionectriaceae
Product: Pep3/Vps18/deep orange family-domain-containing protein
Exons: 3
Coding region: 427-3369 (980 amino acids)
Biological process (GO): vesicle-mediated transport; intracellular protein transport; organelle fusion
Cellular component (GO): HOPS complex; endosome
Molecular function (GO): protein-macromolecule adaptor activity
Source: RefSeq, a predicted model, not a curated record